AUGAGCAGUGACCCUGUCCCAUCCUUGGCGCUACCUGCAUCGGCAGCCGCUGCUCCGGCGCCAGCUCCGCUUUCGACGCAGUCAGCCUCAUCGCUACCAGCGCAACAACAAGAAGAGCAAACACCACAGCAGCAGCAGCAACAACAAGUUCCAACGACACCACAAAAGAAGACAGCAUCGAUAUCAAAUCCACCGGCCCAACUUCAGCAGCAGCAGCAACAGCAUGUCACGGCGAAUCAUCCAGCAUCGAUAGCAGCAGCAGCCACCGUCGCUCUUUCAGCAACGCUUCUCGAUCCUAAUGAAUGGAAUGCACUCGCAUCAACAAGCAUGGUCACGUUGGACGACUUGCGGACGGCAUUCUUGGAACAACGGCAACAGCAGCUGAAGGAUCUCGAACGGUCCCAUGUGGAAUCUCUGCGUGAGAUGCUUUUCAUGUCCGAGACCUAUGAUCAAGUCGAUGCUGCAGGGAGCCCGUGGAAGCUGAGACAGAGCCUGGAAGUCGCAGAGGAUGACGAGAGGGAACACGUCAAAACCUUUCUCGCGCAGUACAGGCUGUCGCUCGACAACCAAAAGUCCAUCCAAGAUCAUACGUUGGAGCAACCCAAGGCUUUACGCGAACUCGUUUCGCAGGAACUCAAGACUGGACCGAUCGAGAUCGCGCCGCCGCCCACGCCCACCAGCGCAACAGCACCUGCAGCCGGAGAAGCCCAACGCGACCGUGACCUCCGAAAAGAAGUCGAACAGAGCAACUCGCAUCGCAGUCAAGCCGUUGCCCGAGCUGCUGCCGCAGUUCAGGCUCGGGCUGUUGCUGAAGGAGUAGCCAAGAUCAAGCCUCUCACCAUCACAGCCGCAGAAAGUCAAGGAGUUCGCGUUGCUCCCCUCCAGCCGGGUCAGGUGCCCAGCUUUGUCAUCGAAUCCAGUACACCCAUCGUUCCCAUCGUGCCUAGCAUCGACGCUUCUGCUUCCCUCCCGACAGCUCCCAACUCUUCUGGAGCAGAAGCAGCGACUACAGGCUCGGCCGCUGACAUUGCGCCGCCUUCUAUCAAGGUCGAGUCGUCCGAUGACCGCGCCUCGUCACCAUCUAAAGCCUCGAACGCGCUCGACCGAGCCGUCUCUCCAGUGUCCGGCCUCACUCGCAAUGCAACAACGCAGUCGACAGGACUUCGUGUACCGCCGUCGCCGAUGGUGGUGCCAACGAUCCCUGAGAACAUCGCUGCGCCUCCUCUCCACCCAACACUGCAGACACUUUCGCCGAAUCCGCUCUCGGUCACGUAUGCCGCGUCGUUGCGACCCCUUCCGCCGGAUCCGACCCGACGCAUCACGGGAGCUGGAGUCGGAGGAGGCGCGAUCCAUCAUCGAAGUGGCAGAAAGAUCUCGAGCCUGUCAACUCACAACGGCAACUCCUACUCCAGCAUAGCAGCCGCCAAAAUUGGUCCGGCAGGCUCAGGGCAAGCGGAUCUGUACCGAUGGUACGUCCGCGCCCGAGCUUCACCAGGUGCAGGCAUGGUCGGCAAGGCGGACAAGUGCUUGAUGACAAGCGAUUGGAAGGUGGCUUUCAACGAGCAGCGUUUCGUCCGCGCCAUGGCUAGGAUCGAAAAGCUGAAAGCGCAAGGCGAGUGGAGCUUCCGUCAGCCCAAGAAGCAAAAGGGUCCUGUGGUGCGCAAGGCGCACUGGGAUCACCUCCUGGAAGAGAUGAAAUGGCUUCAGACCGACUUCAGGGAGGAGAGACGGUGGAAGAUGACUGUCGCCUUCCACCUGGCUCACGAGGUUGCCGCCUGGCAUCGUGCACGCACAGCCGCCGAACGAGCCGCUUUCUGCGUGUCUAUCCAGAGGCCUCACCGUCGUAGGACUGUCUCGGAUCACGCUGAGCAGCAUGCAGCCUCGCAGGAAACCGCGGACGGACUCGAGUCCUCCGGCGCAUCCGUGGGAGCCGUCGCAGAUUCUAUCGAUGACGAAGAGAUGCCUGACGAAGCCGCCGCGAAAGAUGCUCAAGGCGAUCUGAAGUCUGCCAUCAACUCAAAGAAGGCAGCGGCUGGACAAACUGAGCUUUCCGGUGACGCUGAUGUCACCAUGGAAGCAGAAGGAGAUGCUCAGGAGGCAGUAGCCAAGGCGGUCGAAGACGCGGUCCAAGUCACCGACGAGGCAGCAAAUGCCCGUGUCGAGGAGCCAGAUGCGGACGGAGAGGACGACGAUGCGGAUGCGGAUGCAGAUGAUGUGGAAGCAGCCACGGCAGCGCUCGUAUCAGGCGAGCCCUCGAAGCCACCCCGCGUCGAAAUUGUUCGGGAGCCGUUGGCUCCGCUGCAACAGAUGCCGGCCCUCUCCGCUGGCGCUCCGUCCACAGCCACCUCAGGUGUACCCACCGAUCUAGCGUCAAGAGACGCUCAGCCUUCGGAUACCAACCUCGCCAACGCGUUGCGUAGCGAACAGAAGGACGCAGAAUCCACGCUCACCGCGGAACUGCCGCCGCAGCUGCUCGCAACGUUGCGGGCCCCCGUCUUUUCCACCAGCGUCACCACCACGGUGGUCUCGCCAGCCGCUCUGCUCGAGUCCUUGGACCCUGAGGCUGCUGCAGCGCUGCUCGGCAUUGAACUUGGUGAUCUGUCGAACGCUGCCGACCUGCUUGAGCCUGGCUCGCUCUCGUUCAGCAAGAUGUUCCCGGAGCUGCCAUUGUACGGCGGGGUGACGCUCCCGGACGCAAACAGCAAGAGCGACCGACGCUGGGACGAGGGAAGCCUGAACCAGCCUCCGCGAUUGACCCACGUCACCAAGCUCCUCGACUCCCGCCCGCUUCUCGUCAGCACGCUCGAGCCUUCCAAGAACCGUGCCAACGGCCGCUGGCUACCGGACAGCGACUGGGUUGUUGCUGCUGAGCAGUCGGAUCCGCUUCGAGGUGUCGCCGAUGGCGUGGAUGCAGGAUUGCCGCCUCUGCCUGGUUCGUUGCUCUUUGCCCGCAAGAGCAAUCGGGCAGCCAAGGAGACCAACACUCCGACCACGACGACGCCUGCCGAGCCCUCGCAGCCGGACGUGCGCGCAGCCAUGUUCAUGUGGACGCCAGAUGAAGACAGCUACCUGAUGACGCUGGCCAAGCAAUACCAGAACAACUGGGCCUUGGUCGCUGACCUCUUCAACUCGACGCGUCUCAGCACCGCUACGGACAAACGCGAGCCUUGGGACUGCUUUGACCGAUGCAAGCGCAUCGAGCAGGCAGCGGCUGAGGGGAAGCCGCCUCCUGCCCCACCCCAGCUGCCUCCAGCUGCAGCCGAAACGGACAAGGACGGGAAGAAGGGUGACGGCAAGGACGCUGACGCCUCGUCGAAGCGCGACAAGAUGACCAAGAAGCUCGGAUCCAAGUACGACGGCUCCAAGCGCAAACUUCGACGUAGCAACCUGAUGGAGGUGAUGCGCAAGUCGGCCAAGCGGCGCGAAGCGAGCAAGCAGGCGCAGCAGACGCAGCAGACCAAGAAGGUGAACCUCAACACGCACGAGACGCACGCGCAGAUCAAAGCGGGGCCCGCCAUCACGCCGCAGUCGCUGAGUGCGUUGAAGACGGAGCGUGACCAGGCGGCUCUGCGACAGUACUACGAGCAGCAGCGGGCGCAAUUGGCAUAUCAGCAGCAGCAGCAACAGCAACAACGUCUGCUGGCUCAACAGGCGCAGGCUCAGCGGAUGGCCGGACAGCCAUCAGCCGGCGGCACUCCUGGUCCGACGGCCACACCGGCUGCGCAGGCAGGCAAAGCGGGUACUGCAACCCCAGCUGCCGGAGCAAAUGGAGCGGCCAACCUCACUUUGCCGGUCGGCAGCGCUGCUGGCUCUCAGCCCGGACAGGCCGCUCAGGCGCAGCAGAAAGCAGCUGUUGGACAGAUGCAGGUGCCACAAGCCGCUCAGCCGACUCCGCAACAGCAGCCUCCAACAGCACAAAUGCAGCAGCAACAGCCCACCCAGCAGCAACAGCAACAGCAACAGCAAGUGCAAGCGCAACUUCAAUCGCAACUGCAAGCCUCGCAAGCGGCGCAGAUGCAGAACCUGUACGCGCAAAUCCAACAGCAGCAACGACAGCAGCAGCAGAAUGCGCAACUGGGUCAAGUGGCUGGGAUGGCUCAAGUGCGUCCUGCCGUGGGGCCCCUCACGCAGCAGCAGCUGUCGACGUUGACGCCGCAACAGCAGCAGCAAUACCACGCGCAGUUGGCGGCGGCGACGGCGGCAGCGCAGCAGCAGCAGCAGGUGCAGUUGCGCAAUCAGAUGGCGGCGGUGGCUGCGGCGCAGGGGGGUCAAGGUGGGGCGUUCCAGUUGCCGAAUGCGCAGUUUCAGUUGAUGCAGCAGCAGUCGGCGAUGGCGGCGCAGGGUCGACCUUUGAUGCCGAACCAGGCGCAGGCGCAAGCAGCGGCACUGCAGUUGUAUCAGCAGCAACAGCGACAGGCGGCCCAAGUGCAGGCUCAGGCGCAGAUGCGACCCCCCGCUUCGGGGCAGCAGCAGUUCACCGCUCGACCCGGGAACGGCACGAGACCUCCCCCCACCCCCACGCCGGCAGGCCAAACCAAAACCCCCACAGGAACCGCCUCCCCCAGCAUGCCAGCCACGAUCCAGGCGCUGCAACAACAACUCGCCAUCUCGUUGGCAACAUCCAACUUGUCGCAAGAGCAGAUCAACGGGUUGGCCGUUCAACUGUAUAAACAGGCCCAAUCGCAACAACAGGGGGGAAGCCCGAGUGCACGACCCGCACAGAGACCACCCCAACAGAUCCUCAAUCAGGCCAUCCAGGCACUCGCCGCGCAGAAUCAGAAGAGUCAACAGCAGGCGGCGGGCGCAGCACAGGCAAGACCACCCACCCCCAGACCGACUUAG
Messenger RNA from Kalmanozyma brasiliensis GHG001, 4842 nucleotides. RefSeq names its product Helicase/SANT-associated, DNA binding. Bases 1 to 4842 code for a protein of 1613 amino acids. NCBI's taxonomy places the organism in Eukaryota, Fungi, Basidiomycota, Ustilaginomycetes, Ustilaginales. The transcript has a single exon. Gene Ontology annotation, molecular function: protein kinase activity. The record is from RefSeq and is a predicted model, not a curated record. Gene Ontology annotation, biological process: protein phosphorylation.